UGUCAGUGCGCAUGUUUUUGUUUUUAAAUGCAAAAUGAUUUCAUGUUUUGUAAACAAAAAUGUGAAUUUGAUCAAGUCUGCAGGAAAAGGAAUGAUUCUUAAUUUAAACUCAGUAUUGUUUAAAAUAUAGCACCGAUUUCAAAGAUAUGGUGUACACUGUUAAUGGACUAUAUCGUGACAGUACCGCGCAAGGCGUAUCAGUUGAAGCUGUACAGAAAAGAACAAGGGCACUGACAAGGUUGCGCAUACUCUGCAUUGCUUCGAUCCUAGUUUCUUUUUGCAACAUUCCGGUGGGUAUUGUGAUACUCACUAACAGGGGUGACAUGGAAUUUCCUCUUACUUCUGGAGCUCCAAUAUGGUCGGGGGCAUUGGUCCUCGUCUGUUCCAUACAUGGACUCAAGGUAUCCAGGAUGGAAGUAGAGUACGAACACGUGCCUUCCCCACGUGAUUCUCUACAU
This is a messenger RNA of Saccostrea cuccullata (small rock oyster), 458 nucleotides long. RefSeq lists its product as uncharacterized. Lineage: Eukaryota; Metazoa; Mollusca; Bivalvia; Ostreida; Ostreidae. The annotation marks the transcript as partial. The record is from RefSeq and is a predicted model, not a curated record. The transcript is spliced from 3 exons.